This is a messenger RNA of Heteronotia binoei (common prickly gecko), 1577 nucleotides long. It is a transcript of the gene DMBX1, whose product is annotated as diencephalon/mesencephalon homeobox 1. Lineage: Eukaryota; Metazoa; Chordata; Lepidosauria; Squamata; Gekkonidae. The coding region runs from base 177 to 1265 and encodes 362 amino acids. The record is from RefSeq and is a predicted model, not a curated record. Gene Ontology annotation, biological process: regulation of transcription by RNA polymerase II. Gene Ontology annotation, molecular function: DNA-binding transcription factor activity, RNA polymerase II-specific; RNA polymerase II transcription regulatory region sequence-specific DNA binding. The transcript is spliced from 5 exons.
UAGAUGGCAGCUUUGCCGGACCAAGAGACAAUUGGGGACCUAGGCAGCAGGCUGGAGUAAAGCGAGGCGCUCGCUCCCGAGUCACUUUCUGGACGCUCCGGGGUGACAGCCCGAAUCCUCCCCGGGCCGGCUGCUGCAGACCCCAGCCACCGCUCGCAGCAAGGUCUUAUGUCAUCAUGCAGCACUAUGGAGUGAAUGGUUACUCUCUUCAUGCCAUGAAUUCUCUGAGUGCCAUGUAUAACCUUCACCAACAAGCAGCACAGCAAGCUCAGCAUGCCCCAGACUACAGACCUUCGGUGCAUGCCCUCACACUGGCAGAGAGACUGGCUGACAUCAUUUUGGAGGCCCGUUAUGGCUCCCAGCAUCGCAAACAAAGGAGGAGCCGCACAGCAUUCACUGCCCAACAACUGGAAGCCUUGGAGAAAACUUUCCAGAAAACCCAUUAUCCAGAUGUGGUGAUGAGGGAAAGGCUGGCAAUGUGUACCAAUCUGCCAGAAGCCAGAGUACAGGUUUGGUUUAAAAACCGAAGAGCUAAGUUCCGAAAGAAACAGCGCAGUCUACAAAAGGAGCAGCUACAGAAACAGAAAGAUUCUGAAGUCAACCACAGUGAUGGCAAAGCAGAUGCUCCCAUAUUAGAAGCACAGACUCCAGCUCCCGAGGCAGACAAAUCUCUCAGUCUGCCAAGUGAGGUGAAUACAGAGCUCAACCUCACUCUAUCUGAGCAAUCAGCAAGUGAAUCAGCAGCUGAGGACCAGACAGACCGAGAGGAAGAAUUCAAGAUCUCAUUGGAAGAGAACAAAGCAGACAAGAGCCCUGGAAAUGAAAACAAGGCUCUGAACAGCAAGAGGGCAAGCCCCAAAGCAGAUUCUCCUGUCAGUGUUACUGCCAUACCAUCUUCCAGUAACAGCAUGUCUCAGACGCACUCCUAUUCUUCAUCACCCCUCAGCCUCUUCCGCCUGCAAGAGCAAUUCCGUCAACACAUGGCAGCCACAAACAACUUGGUCCAUUACUCCUCCUUUGAAAUGGGGACCCCUUCUGCCAUGCCUUAUUUAGGCAUGAAUGUCAACAUGGCACCCCUAAGCUCCCUACACUGCCAGUCUUACUACCAGUCACUUUCCCAUGCUCAGCAAGUGUGGUCCUCUCCUAUCCUGCAAGCUUCCUCCUCUCUUCCAAGCCUGAACAGUAAAACAACCAGCAUUGAGAACCUACGGCUGCGAGCAAAGCAACAUGCUGCCUCUCUGGGACUGGACACAUUACCAAACUGAGCACCAAACCAGAAAUGUGUAAAAGACCAACCAAUGGAUGACCUACAACUCAAUGCACCAUGUCUUUGACUUGUGAUACAGCCCUCCAUUUUGUCUCACAUUAAGGAGCUCAAAUUCAUAGGGAAACAUUGACUGCUUUCUGUCUCCUCCUGUAGCUCAAGUUUGCAUAGCAGGUAUUGCUUCUGCCUGUUUUCCCCUGGCCCAUUUAAAAUCCCUUGCAAAAAAGAGAGGUUUAAAAUGCAAAAUCUUCUUCAAAACUGUGAGUCAACUAUAUAAUAUUCCAAAAUAUUAUUUAGAUUAGGCUACAAGAAA